This is a messenger RNA of Oryctolagus cuniculus (rabbit), 430 nucleotides long. RefSeq names its product NEDD8 ubiquitin like modifier (gene NEDD8). Gene Ontology annotation, molecular function: protein binding. Lineage: Eukaryota; Metazoa; Chordata; Mammalia; Lagomorpha; Leporidae. The record is from RefSeq and is marked provisional.
UUUAUCCGUGUGCAGCCCCAAACUGGGAAGAAGAUGCUAAUUAAAGUGAAGACGCUGACUGGAAAGGAGAUUGAAAUUGACAUUGAACCCACAGACAAGGUGGAGCGAAUCAAGGAGCGUGUGGAGGAGAAAGAGGGCAUCCCCCCCCAACAGCAGCGGCUCAUCUACAGUGGCAAACAGAUGAAUGAUGAGAAGACAGCAGCAGAUUACAAGAUCCUUGGUGGGUCAGUCCUCCACCUGGUGUUGGCUCUGAGAGGAGGAGGUGGUCUUAGGCAGUGAUGGACCCUUCCUCCAUUUUACCUCCUUACCCUGUCGCUCAUAAUGAAGCAUCAUAUAUUCUGUCACUCUCUGGGACACCAGAGCCACUGCCCUGUCCCCUGGAUGCCCAGUCUUGUGUGUCUACUGGUGGGAGACUGUGAGGGCCCCAGGA